Cottoperca gobio is the source of this 1197-nucleotide messenger RNA. It is a transcript of the gene coq4, whose product is annotated as coenzyme Q4 homolog (S. cerevisiae). Gene Ontology annotation, cellular component: mitochondrial inner membrane; mitochondrion. The record is from RefSeq and is a predicted model, not a curated record. Gene Ontology annotation, biological process: ubiquinone biosynthetic process. The transcript is spliced from 7 exons. Lineage: Eukaryota; Metazoa; Chordata; Actinopteri; Perciformes; Bovichtidae.
GCCUCUUCAUCAGGGCUGUCCCGGAGUCGAAAGCUAUCGUGAUCAAGCGACGCAUGCGCAUUAGCGUCCACAAUGUGGCUGUCUGUAUGUAGAAAUGUCCAACGGUUAAAUCAGCGACAAUACGUUUUGAUCUCCAAAGCAGUGUGUGCCCACCAGGUGCAUAGCAGUAGCACUUGGUUUACAGACAGCUGCUAUGAUGGGCUGUAUCCUGGACAUAUCCACACCACCCCCAUCCAGAAAGCCCUGUUGGCUGUUGGGUCAGGUGUGGCUGCACUACAAAACCCCUACAGACAUGACAUGGUUGCAGUGCUCGGGGAGACAACAGGGCACCUUGCGUUGAUAAAUCUCAGGGACAAGAUGAGAAACGACCCUGAAGGCUACACUAUCCUUACGUGAAAAGGACCCAGGAUCCGGCUGUCAACACUUGAUCUGAGCGAGAUGGCCUCUCUGCCUGAUGGCUCAUUUGGGAGAGAAUACCUUCGUUUUCUGGAGGACAAUCAUGUGACCCCCGACUCAAGGGCAGACGUGAGGUUUGUGGACGAUGAAGAGCUAGCUUACGUCAUGCAGCGAUACAGAGAGGUCCAUGACUUGCUGCAUACCUUACUGGGCAUGCCCACCAACAUGUUGGGGGAAGUGGCAGUGAAAUGGUUUGAAGCUGCUCAGACUGGGCUUCCUAUGUGUGCUCUUGGCGCUGUUUUGGGGCCACUUCGGCUGAAUUCAAGCCGUUUACAGUCGCUGUUCACAUCCAUGGGCCCCUGGGCUCUGCAGAAUGGUCGUCGGGCCCGCUGCGUCCUCAGCAUCUUCUAUGAGAGACGAUGGGCGCAGAGCAUCGAAGACCUCCGACAAGAGCUCAACAUAGAGCCACCUCCAGUCAUACUCAGUGCUACCAACAAGCGGAACACCUGACAAAGACAAAAGAGUCAGGAAUCCCCGGGCUAAAGACUUUUAAUAGCGGAAAAAACAGAAAUAUUUGAAGUGUUCUACUGUAGAGAAGGAUGUUGGAAGGAUUUGCCAAACUCUGGCUUUGUCAAAUUUUACUUCUUGAGAAGUUGAGUUUGUUAUGCUCUUCUGAUGCUGCUAGACAGGUCUGCUUCAACAGACAUGUUCAUGUUCAGGCACCAUCUGUUGUUGCAAAUGUGACACUGUGUGUAUUUGUAUCAAGGAAAAAAAUAAAUAAAAAAAGACUUGCAUACUGAA